GGACCCGCCCAAAAAAUGCAGUGUGCUCCCCAAGAAAACCCGACCCAACCCUAUCUUUCCAACCGAAAGGGAAGACGCUUCUCAUCUCGCUUUUCCUAUAUAAACUUCCCCUUCUCCAUCCUUCAACCAAAACCUCAAUUGUAGCUCCACCUGUCGUCUUCUGCAUCACACAGAGCACUAUUUGCGAUCUGUAAGCUCCCUUUCUUUUUCACAAUCACCGGUUGCACUCUCAGCUUUUUACGAUCUGGGCAUUAGUUAAUUGCUCGACUCUUAUGUUUCUUUGAUUGCUGAAUCCGCAGUGCUUUUAAGAUAUGGCUGCCAAGAAGAGCGUUGGGUCUCUGAAGGAGGCUGAUUUGAAAGGGAAGAGAGUGUUUGUCAGGGUGGAUCUCAAUGUUCCUCUCGACGACAACCUCAAGAUCACCGACGAUACCAGGGUUCGCGCCGCUGUUCCCACCAUCAAGUACUUGAUGGAUCACGGCGCCAGAGUCAUCCUCUCCUCUCACUUGGGUCGCCCAAAGGGUGUUACUCCUAAGUACAGCUUGAAGCCUCUGGUGCCAAGGCUGUCUGAACUGCUUGGAGUCGAGGUUAAGAUGGCUAAUGACUGUGUUGGUGAGGAAGUUGAGAAAUUGGUUGCCGAAACCCAAAAUGGAGGUGUGCUGCUCCUUGAGAAUGUGAGAUUCUACAAGGAGGAGGAGAAGAACGAUCCCGAGUUUGCUAAGAAGCUUGCUUCUCUUGCUGAUGUCUAUGUCAAUGAUGCCUUCGGUACUGCCCAUAGGGCCCAUGCUUCCACCGAAGGAGUUGCCAAAUUCGUGAAGCCUGCUGUUGCUGGCUUCCUCAUGCAGAAGGAACUUGAUUAUCUUGAUGGAGCUGUUUCGAACCCCAAGAAGCCAUUUGCUGCAAUUGUUGGGGGGUCGAAGGUGUCAUCCAAGAUUGGCGUGAUCGAAUCUCUAUUGGAGAAGGUCGAUGUGCUGUUGCUGGGUGGAGGAAUGAUCUUUACAUUCUACAAGGCCCAAGGAAAGGCAGUGGGGUCAUCCCUUGUGGAGGUAGACAAGCUCGAGCUGGCUACUACACUCUUUGAGAAAGCAAAGUCCAAGGGCGUGUCCCUAUUGUUGCCUACUGAUGUGGUCAUUGCUGACAAAUUUGCUGCUGAUGCCAACAGCAAGGUGGUGCCAGCAUCGGAGAUCCCUGAUGGGUGGAUGGGUUUGGAUAUCGGGCCAGAUUCCAUCAAGACGUUCAGCGAGGCAUUGGAUACCACCAAGACCGUCAUCUGGAAUGGACCAAUGGGUGUGUUCGAGAUGGAUAAGUUUGCAGUGGGAACCGAGGCAAUUGCCAAGAAGUUGGCUGAGUUGAGUGGGAAGGGUGUGACAACGAUCAUUGGAGGAGGAGACUCGGUUGCUGCAGUGGAGAAAGUUGGGUUGGCUGACAAGAUGAGCCAUAUAUCCACUGGAGGAGGUGCAAGUUUGGAGCUUCUGGAGGGGAAGCCACUCCCUGGAGUCCUUGCUCUUGAUGAGGCAUGAAGCAGCUCUAAGCUGUAAGGGGUAUGUGGGAUGGACCUUGGAGGGGAAUGGUUGUUGUCUGCAAUUUUUGUGUCUUUUGGUGGAUUCUGCAUAGUCUAUGGAGAGGGUUGGUUUUAUAACCCCAUUGAGUGGAUGAACUCUUUAUGAUAUCCUUUUGUAGAGUGAUGAGAGCGAGGCUGUAGAGGGAUAUAUGAUGCUUUAAAUAAGCGGGCUUUCUUUCUUUGAAUGAAAGGAAUGCAUCAUGAUUGAUGCCUAAUCCCAAUAUGUGCUUGAGUCCUUGAAUUUCGUUUAUUCGGAGCUCCCAUUUUAAGCGAGCUUAGCAACACAUUGGCUUUGAAAGUUUAGUUAAGCAAGUUACUGGAUAACCAAAAUCUCUUGAUGUGGCCUAUUGUAAGGUAGUUAAAAUUGUGCUUAAAAAGUUUACGCUUUAACAUUUCUAAUUUUCUAUGUUAGUAAUAUGCUUCUACAUAAAAUAGUGUGAUUUUCACUUACAAUAUGUGUUUUAGACGAUUUUGACUGCAAACAGACGGCACAUGCAAUUAACUUGCUUAGCUACGAAAUGGAUGAAGGGCGACCAAGAAUAGGUCUAUCGCUAGUUUCGGCAUUUAACUUGCUUAGCCACUUGCCAAAGCUCUGUGCCAAGUUGGAUGAGCCGGCCGCUGAGUCUCUCACUUGCACACAACACAGAAACAGAAAAGGCCAGCAGAGAGUUUGGAGCAGCUGAAAUUGCUGGCCUGAGAAUGUACGGCCAAUUCCCCCGCCUUAUAAUAAAAAAACUAUUAUGGU
Molecule: messenger RNA, 2303 nt
Organism: Linum trigynum
Lineage: Eukaryota; Viridiplantae; Streptophyta; Magnoliopsida; Malpighiales; Linaceae
Source: the annotation of a GenBank genome assembly